AUGUCCACCGCGACGACCAACAACACGACAUCCGCAUCCCCUCGCGGGGAGGGAGGAGGAGGCGGGAGAGGAGGGGGAGGCACGCUACUGGUUCGCCGACCACCGCCCAACCUAGCCUCGGGACAGAUCACGCACAUCUCGACGCCCGCCCCCUCCUCCAUCUCCCACACCCUCGCACUGGCGCAAUGGCAAGCUUACAUCUCCCUCUUCGCCACCGCCACGCCGCCGUGGCAGAUCAUCGAGGUUCCACCCGCGCCCACAUGCGCCGAUAGCGUCUUUGUCGAAGAUAUCCUCGUCUCGCUGCCGCGCGGUACCAUCCUCGUCACCUCGCCCGGUGCCGAGUCACGUCGACCCGAACUCGACGGCAUCGAAGAGUUUCUCCGGGCCCAUCUUGGAGGGGACGUGAAGAGGGUGGUGAGGAUAGAGGGUGAGGCGAGGCUCGACGGCGGUGAUCUACUCAAGGUCGGCCGCACCGUGUAUGUCGGGAGGAGCAGUAGGACCAAUGACCUCGGUCGCGCGCAGCUCCGCGCUCUUUUAAAGGAACUCGAUAUGGAUCUGGUCGAGGUACCCGUUACAAAGGCCCUCCAUCUCAAGAGCGCCGUCACCGCACUGCCGGAUGGGACCGUGAUCGGGUACGAACCCAUCGUCGACGAUCCCUCCAUCUUUCCUUCGUUCCUAGCCGUACCAGAGGAACACGGCGUGGCCGUCGUCGUGUUGUCGCCCUCGCACCUCGUCAUGUCGUCAGACGCGCCAAGGACGACCCAGAUACUCCGGCAGCGCGGCUACCGCGUCGAGACCGUCGACAUCUCCCAGUUCGAGGCACUCGAGGGCUGCGUCACCUGCCUCUCGGUCCGCAUCCGGACCUAG
Molecule: messenger RNA, 867 nt
Organism: Pseudozyma flocculosa PF-1
Lineage: Eukaryota; Fungi; Basidiomycota; Ustilaginomycetes; Ustilaginales; Ustilaginaceae
Exons: 3
Coding region: 1-867 (288 amino acids)
Biological process (GO): arginine metabolic process; positive regulation of nitric oxide biosynthetic process
Molecular function (GO): amino acid binding; dimethylargininase activity
Source: RefSeq, a predicted model, not a curated record